Messenger RNA from Hemiscyllium ocellatum (epaulette shark), 7331 nucleotides. It is a transcript of the gene abca5, whose product is annotated as ATP-binding cassette, sub-family A (ABC1), member 5. NCBI's taxonomy places the organism in Eukaryota, Metazoa, Chordata, Chondrichthyes, Orectolobiformes, Hemiscylliidae. The transcript is spliced from 38 exons. Bases 651 to 5648 code for a protein of 1665 amino acids. Gene Ontology annotation, molecular function: ABC-type transporter activity; lipid carrier activity; ATP hydrolysis activity. Gene Ontology annotation, biological process: transmembrane transport; lipid transport. The record is from RefSeq and is a predicted model, not a curated record. Gene Ontology annotation, cellular component: intracellular membrane-bounded organelle; membrane.
CAGAGGGAUCCUCACACUCCCCACCCCCGGGCUGUCAGUGACAGAGGGACCCUCACACCCCCCCGGGCUGUCAGAGUGUGAGUCCGGAUCGCAGCCGCUUACCCCCGGUCUGUUUGAGUGAGGGACGCCUACUUCAUCCCCCCUCCCCGCUAGAGGAAAGCUGGAGAAGAUUCUAAUCUCAAACACUGUCCCUGGACACCACCCACAACUCGCCGGCCUUGGCUCCUUAGUUGUUUAUUUAGUUUAUUGAACAAUUUCCUUUCUGGGUAGCUUCCGCGCUCAUGAGGCUCAUCCUGCACAGGCUCAUUUUUUUUUAAAGAUGUAAUCCUCAUUAAUGUGGUUGUUUACACUCAAUUUGCCGUGGAAUCUUUUGCUCUGUGAAGAUUUUGUUUUCUUUAAUAAGGCGUAAGAAAGCGACCUUAGAAAAACCCUCGUUGAAAUUUCCACAUUGUUGAUGUGCGACGAUCUUUAGGCGAAAACAACUGAUCUGUCUUGAAUCUUUAGUCUGCCGCACCUCUUUUAGAGUAGCUGUACUGUUGACUUCGGGGACUUUAUUUCCAAAAUUUAAUGGAAAGUGUCCCUGUGUUAUUUACAUAGAAUAGAAAAUUGUUUAGGAAAGUUUUUUUUACCGUUUUUGAAUCGUUGAAAUAAUGGGAGGUUUGAACAGAAAAGACGCUGCGAUUUGGCAGCAAACCAAAGCACUUUUAUACAGAAAUUUUCUCAUAAAAAAGCGGAACAAAGAUCAGACUUUACAGGAAUUGCUUUUACCGCUCUUUUUAGUUUUUGCUUUGGUUUGCUUAAGUGUGCUUGUCCCUCCACAACUGUACUUGAAGACACUCACCAGUGAGCCCGAGGAGCUGGAUAAUUUUGUACAACUUGACUACAGACUUGGUUAUACACCAGUGAACAAUCACACCAAGGAAAUCAUGGCGGAAGUAGGGGCACUGCUUGAAAUGGCACCUUAUGGAUUCAAAGAUGAACAAGCAAUGGAACAAGCUUGCUGUUCACAUACCUCUAGACCAUUGUUGGGAGUUUCGUUCAUCAAUUCUUUCUCUUACCAACUUCGGUAUCCCUAUAAUAAAGUUCCACGUACCAAUGAAAGGAUUGACUUCAUCGAUGAGAAAGCAAGUUGCCGUUUGGAUUCUGCCUCCUUAAGUCAACUGAAGGACUGUCCUGGUGCAUUGUACCUGUUAUCAGGAUUUGCAACAAUACAAAAACAUAUCGAUGUUGCCAUCAUUAAGACACAAACCAAUUAUUCUGUCUGGAAGGAUAUUAUGCCUCUACACAUACGAAUGAUGGGCUUACCAAGUCAUGUUGGUGCAGAUAUCUUUUCACAUUUUGUCACUUCUCUCUAUUUUGUUAUUGCUUUCGUGCCUUUUGUCAAUUUUCUGCUAAUCAACCUUGUAACAGAAAAAAAGGAAGUGAAAGAUGUGAUGAAGGUGAUGGGACUUUAUGACUCUGCUUUCUGGCUUUCGUGGGGUUUGCUCUACAUGGUUUUAAUUUUCAUUCUGUCCUUGCUGAUGGCCGUCAUUGCCACUCAGACAUCUCUGUUUCCAAGAAGCAGCAUAUUGAUUGUCUUUCCAUUGCUAUUCUUGUUUGGGAUUUCCAUAAUUCCCUUUUCAUUUUUGUUGACUCCGCUUUUUAAGAAUCAGAAGAUUGCUGGUUUGGUUGGAUCCUUAAUGCUCAUGGGCUUUGGAUUGUUUAGCCUUCCUACAAUCCUGGUCAGAGACUUUCCAGUGUCUGCUGUGUGGGGACUAUGUGUAUUUUCCCCUAGUGCCUUAGCCAUUGGAAUUGCACAGGUUGUGCUUCUUGAAGCUAUUGGUGAUGGUGCUCAGCCCUCAAAUCUGUCAGCAAGCCCAUUCCCUUUAUACAUACCUCUUUUCAUGUUAGUCCUCGACAGUUUCCUAUAUCUGCUUAUUGCUGUAUACCUUGACCAAGUUCUCCCAGGUGAAUUUGGGCAACGUCAACCUUUUUUCUACUUCCUUAAACCCUCGUACUGGUUCCAUAAACAAAAACAUUAUGUUAACAUUGAUUCAAUUAGUGAAAAUGAGUUUGGCCUUGGACCUGUGUUUAAUGAGGUGGUGGAAGCAGUGCCUGCAGAACUUAAAGGAAAAGAAGCAAUCAGGUUAAAAGGUGUUCACAAGUUAUAUAAAGGAAAAGAGAAAAAAGUGGAAGCACUGAAAGGUUUGUCAUUUGAUAUUUAUCAAGAUCAGAUCACAGCACUACUGGGUCACAGCGGAACUGGGAAAACAACAUUAAUUAGCAUUCUUUCUGGACUGUGUCCUCUGUCAGAUGGUUGUGCAACAGUUUAUGGAUACAGAGUUUCUGAAUUGGAUGAAAUAAUUCAGAUCAGAAAGAUGAUGGGGGUUUGUCCACAGUUUGAUGUCCUAUUUUACAGUCUUACAGUAAAGGAACAUUUAAAAAUUCUUGCUAUGAUAAAAGGAAUUACAGCACAGGAAAUUGAUAAAGAGGUGCUGAAUGUCAUAAAAGAACUGGAUAUGGAAACAAUUAUGGAUGUCCGUGCAGAAAAACUCAGUGGUGGACAAAAAAGGAAACUUUCAAUGGGGAUGGCAAUUUUGGGAGAUCCUAAGGUUUUACUACUUGAUGAACCAACUGCUGGGAUGGAUCCUUGUUCACGACAGCAGGUGUGGGCAUUGCUGAAAAAGCGCAAAAUAGGAAGGGUCAUACUGUUGACUACUCACUUCAUAGAUGAAGCUGAUAUUCUGGCAGAUCGUAAAGCUGUCAUCUCACAAGGGCAGCUCAAAUGUGUUGGCUCCUCGCUGUUCCUGAAAUCAAAAUUUGGUGUGGGCUAUAACCUCAGAAUGUCUGUGAAUGAGUCUUGCUACCCUGAUAAAGUGACAUCAUUGGUCAAAUAUCAUAUACCAAAUGCUGAAUUUUCACAAUUGCAUGAGCUGGAUCUGGCAUAUACUUUACCUCUUCAGGAUGUUAACAAAUUUGCAGGUCUAUUUGAAGAUUUGGACAGCCGUCCCAAUCUUGGAAUUGACAGCUAUGGUGUUUCCAUGACAUCCUUGGAUGAGGUUUUCUUAAAAUUGGAGGAAGAAUCAGAAAUAGAUCAAGCAGAUUAUAGCGUUUUUACCAAGGAUCCAGCACCGGAUGUAAUAGCAAAUGAAGAAGACAUUUGCAUUGACUGCAUUGAUCACCAGCUACUGACUUUCCCAGAAACUAACUCGGCAAUGUUGACUGGCAUUGCUCUGUGGCAACACCAAUUUCGCACCAUAGCAUGGUUGCGUUUGAUGAAUUUCAGUCGAGAACGCAGUGCACUCCUUUAUAUCAUUUACAUAAUCGGCCUUUUGAUAUCCAUUGUGGUUAUGAUGGCUUUAUUAAAUGGUACUCUUAGUCGAAAGGAUGUUUCAGUGGAACUAUCCCCUGAGUUAAUUCUACUCCAUCAAGGACAAAACCCCCAAAAAUAUACCACUAGUCUUCUUCUGAAAAAUUCUACAGGCAGUAAUAUUGAUAAACUUGUCCACGCUUUUGAAGCACAGAGCGUGAAAGUGGAGAUGUUCAAUGAUAGUGAAUUCACGGAUGUUGCUCCACACAAUGCAGCACUAAAUGUGUCACUUUCAGAAGAGAAACAGUACAUGUUCACAGCAGUGUUCAACAGCACAGUGAUUCACUCACUGCCGGUGUUAAUCAACAUGAUCAGUAAUGCCCUCCUCAUUAGCGUAAAUGGUUCCGGUGGAAUUCACACGUGGAGCAAACCAUUCCACUUAACAAUCACAGAUGCUGACUUUAAGGAAAAGGUUUAUAUGGCUUUGGCAGUUUUGGGGUUGUUAUCAGCUGCCUUGCCAGGAUGCUACACCAUGGAUAAUUCACGAGAUCGUGAGAUUAAAUCUCGCUCUCAACUUCGGCUUUCUGGCCUCUUUCCUUCUGCAUACUGGUGUGGUUAUGCUUUGGUGGAUAUCCCAGUUUAUUUUGGCAUAGUUGUAGUCAUGCUUGGCUGUGUGAUUGCAUUUAAUUCCACAUCUUUGCUUCAUACUGGUGCUGUAAUUUCAAUGAUGCUGUGUCUUAUUGGCUGGGCCCCAGCAAUGACACUGUUCUCCUAUGCCUAUUCCUUCAGAUUUGAUCGAAUGCAGACUUCUCGGGACUUUUUUCUGAUCUCUUCAGUUAUUAUCAAUAUAAUUUCAAUCAGUCUCAUAUUUUUGGUCCGGUUAAUACUAAAGGAAACAGCUGCCAAUAUGCUGCAUGGCGCUUUGUCACUUUUUAUUCCACCAUAUGUGAUUACAGGAUGCUUGUAUUACACAGCCAAGGUUUUUCUGGAUCACAAGGAUGAACCCAGUCUAACAGUGGGGACAUAUCUGGAAUGGAAACAGAACAUCCUUAUAACUAUAAUCUCACCCUACAUUCAAUGCAUAAUUUUGCUGUUUGUACUACGCCAACUAGAAAAGAUUCAUGGAGGAAAAGCAAUUCAAGCGGAUAAAUGUUGCAGAAUCUUUCCCUCAAAGAGCAAAUUCAAAAUAAAUACAGAAGAACCUGAUAAUGAGGAUGAUGAUGUCAAAGAAGAAAGGGCAAGGGUUCGGGAAGCAUUGACAUGUCAGAGCUGCGAGGAGAAACCGGUGAUUGUGGUCAGUAACUUGCGUAAAGUUUACACUGGGAAACCGCAGGUCUGCAAGUGUUUUUCAAAGCAAAAAAAUAAAAAUGUAGUGGCAACUAAAAAUGUCUCCUUUUGUGUAAGAAAAGGUGAAGUUCUGGGAUUAUUGGGCCCAAAUGGUGCUGGAAAAAGCACUACUAUUUCUGUGCUCACAGGCGACUUGGAACCAUCAGCUGGCCAGGUAUUGAUGGGGGAUUACUCAACUGAAUAUUUGCAAAGAGAAAGCUCUGUAGAAAGUAUAGGUUAUUGUGCACAGGUGAACCCACUCUGGCCUAAGCUUACUGUGCAGGAACAUCUGGAGAUAUAUGCUGCCAUCAAGGGACUCAGUAGAGAAGAUGCAGCAAAUGCUAUUAAACGCAUUGUAAAAGCUCUUGAACUGAAGGAAUAUCUCCAGAAAUCAACAAAGAAAGUCUCCAGUGGGAUAAAGAGGAAACUUUGCUUUGCACUAUGCAUGUUGGGGAAUCCUCAGAUUGUAUUACUGGAUGAGCCAUCAACGGGCAUGGAUCCUAAAUCCAAACAGUUUAUGUGGAGAGCAAUUCGGGCUGCAUUCAAGGAUAGACAACGUGGUGCCAUCCUGACAACACAUUAUAUGGAGGAAGCUGAAGCACUUUGUGAUCGUGUUGCUAUCAUGGUGUCAGGACAGUUAAGGUGUAUUGGCUCCAUACAGCACCUAAAGAGCAAGUAUGGUGGAGGAUAUACGCUGGAGAUUAAACUGAAGGGUGAGAUGACAGAAGCACAACAAAUAUCUAUCAUUCAUGAUAAAAUAAUGCAAAUAUUUCCACAAGCUUCUCGCCAGGAAAGUUUUGUUGCAAUGUUGACAUACAAAAUUCCCAAGAAUGAUGUUGAGUCUUUGUCAAAGGCAUUUUCCAAGCUUGAAGAAGCCAAACACAGUUUUGAUAUAGAAGAAUAUAGUUUCUCGCAGUCCACACUGGAACAGGUUUUCAUGCAGUUUGCUAAAGAACAAGAAAAUAAUGAAGAGGAUUAUAAAACCUUGGAUACAAGCUUUCGAUGGCAGCAGCUUCAACAAAAUGAAUGUUAAAGAUGUUCACAGUUGUUCUACUGCCUUAUAACAGGAAAACCUCAAUAUAUUAUUCAGUUGAUCUUUAUUAAAUCAAAUUUCUUGAUUGAUUGCUGAAGCACUGCCUAUAACAUUUUGAUUGGAUACUGCACCAAUUGAGGAAUAUAGUGAGAACAGCCUAAUUAGCUGUGCCUGAACUGUUAUUUAUCAAGACUCUCAGUGGCAUAAACAAGAUGAAAAGGAAGUGCAAAGGAGAGUUAUGUACCUGCAUUUACAACUGUUUUUACCUGACAACAAUGCUGGAAGUUACUGAAAAUGUUGUUUCUGUUUACUUUCAUUUAAAUUGGAGUUAGGAUAUUAAUACACAUGUAUUAAUACAUAUUCAUGUAACCAUCUCCUUAAUUUGGUAUAACAAUGCCUUUAAUGUACAAAUUCCUUCUAUUUAUACAUUAACUGUACCAGUGACUUUCAACAGGGUGUAUGUAUCGUACAUGGCAUUCUCACCUUUUCACUAUUGACACUGACAACUAAAACCAUGUUUUAAAACCAGAUCUGACAAUGUAAAGGCAUUUGUCUUUCUGAUUUGCUGAAGCUUCAGUUCAUGCAUUUCUAACAUAUAGACAUCAAGAAAAAAGUGAACAUUUUAAGGCCGUAACAUUUUACUGGAUAACAAGUAGAUUUGUUUCCAAAGUGGUGGAGUUGGUUAAAAAAUUAUUUAUUUAUUACAUUGUGAUAUUACUUUUGUAAUACUUUUGCAUCUUUAAAAUUCUUGGCUUGAACACAAUAUUUUCAUGGUUUAAAAAGGAAUGGAUGUUGACCUAUAUUAAUCAUAAAUCCAGGACUUAACAGUCAUAUUUGUAACAAUUACUACCAUCCUUUAGAUCUCCUUUUAAAAUGAAUCCACAAUGGAUUUCAUCUCAGCCUUCAACAUUUACAAAUUAUUUGAAAUAUAAUGUUUCAUUUUUUAAAUCUUAUAACCAGAAUAUUAUAUGUAAUUCAUCCCAAAGGUACAAGAAAAAUGAGCAUUCUGUGGUAUUUAUUGCCUUUAUGGCUUCUUAAUCAUAUUAAGCCAUUCAUCAGAACCUGCUCUACAUUAUACUGCACGCUUGCUGGAAGAAUGUUAAAUAUAGUAUGUGCUAUAACAUGUCAUUGACUGUGGACUGUUUUUAAAGAAAAAACAUCAGACCAAUCACUCUGUCCCAUCAUUCUUUUUUGAAAGAACCAGAAGUAGCUACCACGAUACAGACAGCAAGACACUAAAUUAGUCAUUUGCCAGUCUUGCAAACUAGCUACAUUUUUGUCAGCUUCAAGCAAAUUGCUUUCCAAAAGCUGUAGCACAACAUAAAUUAUCGGCAACAUUUUCAAAGUGGGGAUCUCACUAGAACAGAAAUUAUCAGGAAGUAACUUUUCUUAGCAUCAGCAAUCACAUCUGAGUGGUACUUUGUUGUAUUUCAUUAAUAAAGACCAACUGGUAUAUUACCACUAAAUAAGAUUUUAUAAUCACUUUGCACUGUGCAACUUGUACACCUUUUGUUUGUUUUGGGUGUUUUAUGCCUUUUAGUUUGGAAUGCUAAUGUUUGAGUGUUACUUAGUGUAAACGAGCAGUGUAUUGUGUAACUUUGUUUUUAAUUUUAUAAUUCAAUGUGCAACUAUUGCUUUCUUGCCUUUUUAGAUGUCAAUUAAAAAUAUGCAAAAUAUGAAAAA